ACUCAUCCUGUUUUCUUACCAGCUCAGCACAGCUCUUGCAUACCUGGAGAGUAAACGCUUUGUACACAGGGACAUUGCGGCACGGAAUGUUCUGGUGUCCUCAGUGGACUGUGUGAAGCUGGGAGACUUUGGUUUGUCUAGAUACAUGGAGGACAGCUCUUAUUAUAAAGCCUCUAAAGGAAAACUACCUAUUAAAUGGAUGGCGCCAGAGUCAAUAAACUUCAGACGUUUUACCUCAGCCAGCGACGUGUGGAUGUUUGGGGUGUGUAUGUGGGAGAUACUAAUGUAUGGAGUGAAGCCGUUUCAAGGCGUAAAGAAUAACGAUGUGAUAGGCCGGAUUGAGAACGGCGAGCGUCUGGCGAUGCCACCCAACUGCCCACCAACCCUCUACAGCCUGAUGACCAAGUGCUGGGCAUACGACCCCAGCAAACGACCACGAUUCACCGAGCUCAAAGGCCAACUAAGGUCA
Molecule: messenger RNA, 469 nt
Organism: Sinocyclocheilus rhinocerous
Lineage: Eukaryota; Metazoa; Chordata; Actinopteri; Cypriniformes; Cyprinidae
Product: focal adhesion kinase 1-like
Exons: 4
Biological process (GO): protein phosphorylation; multicellular organism development; cell surface receptor protein tyrosine kinase signaling pathway
Cellular component (GO): plasma membrane; signaling receptor complex
Molecular function (GO): transmembrane receptor protein tyrosine kinase activity; ATP binding
Source: RefSeq, a predicted model, not a curated record